Messenger RNA from Fusarium oxysporum Fo47, 595 nucleotides. RefSeq lists its product as uncharacterized. Bases 173 to 541 code for a protein of 122 amino acids. Lineage: Eukaryota; Fungi; Ascomycota; Sordariomycetes; Hypocreales; Nectriaceae. The transcript has a single exon. The record is from RefSeq and is a predicted model, not a curated record.
AAUUAAUCAUCAGUACGAGGUUAAUCAACAUUAACAGUCAAUCAAGCCAGAAUGAACGGUUAUCAAUAGUAAAAGAAUUAUUGUAAGGCAUAAGAGGAAAGGUUAUCCGGAGCUACUCAAAUCUUUUGUAAACCUGUACACACAGUCCCUCGUGGGAUUAAUUGCAUGGUGAAUGGCGAAGCUCGGUGGUUUAUUCUGGCAGCUAUACCUUGUCACAGACUCAGCUGCGAGAAGUUCAAGGCUAGUCCUCUUAAACAGAUCAAUGUCAGGAAUCGGGGAUGUGGCGUGCUGUGCCGUUAAAAAGCAACGCCGAACAAGAGAUGGGCAGCAUCAUGCGCACCUUAGAUGUGAUACUUCUGAGCUUUGCAUUAGUGGGAGAUGCUCUGACAGAACCUGGCAGGGAUUGGAAGUGUGGCGAUCGGCGAUUGAGAACCCUCAUAAGCGAAGAGCAGUUGGUAGGUAUGCAAUAGGUUGUAGAUGGCUGAGUGAAUCUUACAGUAUUGUCUUGGCGGACCGGGGGGGGGGCCAACAAGGUCACUGACUUUAUCUUGCCAAGACCUCAGAGCCUGAAAAUUGACAUUUGGUGUAUGGCGAU